CGAAUCAUUACGUCACGUUUUGUAAUGGCUGCUGACAGUGUUAUGAAUUGAACACGUGAAAAUCGUAAAUAAUGCAAGUUUCUAAUCCAAAUAAUAUUAAAAUUUAUAAUCUAAGUUGUGGGAAGUCGCUCCCCGACUGGAUAUCAGAACGAAAAAGAAGAAUACUUCAAAAGAAAAAUGUUGAUAUCCGUAGACGUAUUGAACUUAUUCAAGAUUUUGAAAUGCCCGGAAUUAGUAAUUGUGUGAAAGUGUCAAAAGAUGGCCAAUAUGUUUUGGUUACCGGAAUUUACAAGCCAAGGAUUCGUUGUUAUGACGUAAAUCAGUUAUCUAUGAAAUUUGAACGAUGUAUGGAUUCGGAAGUUGUAAAAUUUGAAAUUUUAUCAGAUGAUUAUUCAAAAGUUGUUUUCCUUCAAGAUGAUCGUUACAUUGAAUUUCACGUUGCUUACGGACGUUAUUACAGAAUCAGAAUUCCUAAAUUUGGAAGAGAUAUUGCUUAUCAUUCACCAUCUUGUGACUUAUAUUGUGUGGGAUCAGGUUCAGAAAUAUAUAGGUUGAAUCUUGAACAGGGACAGUUUUUGAAUUCAUUGCAGUCAGAUUCUAGUUCCAUAAAUGUUUGUGAAGUGAAUCCAGUACAUCAUCUAGUUGUGUGUGGCACAAAAGAGAUUUUAGUAUAUGAUAUUCGUUCAGAUAAACCAUUUUACGUAAAAGAUCAUAUGUAUGGGUUACCUAUUAAAGAUAUUGAAUUUCAUAAAUCGCAGAAUUUGGUUAUCUCAAUGGACAGCAAAAUUGUCAAAUUAUGGGAUGCUAAUAAUGGCAAAAUUUUUACAUCAAUCCAAGCUACAACCGAUUUGAAUGAUUUGUGUGUUGUGCCUGAUUCAGGCUUAAUCUUCUUGGCACAUGAAGAGAGAAAAGUUUUAACUUAUUACAUUCCUGCUUUGGGACCAGCUCCUAAAUGGUGUUCCUUCUUAGACAGUUUAACAGAAGAAUUAGAAGAAUCUGGCCAAGAUAUAGUGUACGAUGAUUAUAAAUUUGUGUCAAAGAAGGAACUUGGCAACUUGGGACUCUCUCAUUUAAUAGGCACGAAUCUACUAAGAGCAUAUAUGCACGGAUAUUUUAUAGAUAUGAGAUUAUAUCAUAAGGCUAAAUCAAUAUCUGAACCUUUUGCCUAUGAAGAAUAUCGACAGAAGAAAAUAAGAGAGAAAAUUGAAGCAGAAAGAACUAAUAGAGUAAAGAUAAAAAAACUUCCUCAGAUAAAUCGUGAAUUAGCAUUAAAAUUACAAGAAGAAAAAGAAGGUGGAGGAUCAAAGAAAAAGAAAACAGGAAAUAUUUUAGAAGACGAUAGAUUCAAAGCCUUAUUUGAAAAUGUUGACUAUGAAAUAAACAAAGAAUGUGAUGAAUAUAAAUUGUUAAAUCCUAUAGUAUCAAAGAAAGAUAAAUUAAGGAAGAAAAAACUUCAAGUGCAAAUUGAAGAGGAGGAAGAAGGCCGACCCAGUUCCGAAGAUGAUGAUAGUUCUGAUGACGAUCGAGAUUGGAUUCAAGAAAUAAAAGAACAACACCGACGAUUAAGGCAGAAAACUCAUGAAGAAAAGAGUCAUGAAGGAUCUACCAAACCUUCUCAGUUUUAUGAAUUUAAAAGCAAUGAAUUUAAAGGAUUCAAUUAUGCAUAUGAAGAUGAUAAAUCAAAGACAAGUUUAGAUGAACGGUUAAAACAAAUGGAGAAUGAAGAAAUGAUAGUAUCAAAUAAUUCUGUUGGAAAUAAGACUGUUACUUUUACCAAGAAAAAGAGUGAUAAACAAGUAAAAAGAGAAGAAAGAAAUAGAGAGCAUUUAGAAGAACGCAAGAAAUUAAGAAGAUCAGCAAAGGCUUUAGUGAAAAGCACAAGGACAGGCAAAUUCCACUGAUACAGUUUGAUUUUAAUUGAUUGUAAAUGUGUAAAAUUAUAAAAUUUUAGAAAAAUAUAAUUUUUAUUGGUAAGUUUAUUUAUUUGUAAAACUAAUUA
Centruroides sculpturatus (bark scorpion) is the source of this 1999-nucleotide messenger RNA. RefSeq names its product nucleolar protein 10-like (gene l(2)34Fd). The record is from RefSeq and is a predicted model, not a curated record. Gene Ontology annotation, cellular component: nucleus; nucleolus; 90S preribosome. NCBI's taxonomy places the organism in Eukaryota, Metazoa, Arthropoda, Arachnida, Scorpiones, Buthidae. Gene Ontology annotation, molecular function: protein binding. Bases 72 to 1901 code for a protein of 609 amino acids. The transcript has 18 exons. Gene Ontology annotation, biological process: maturation of SSU-rRNA from tricistronic rRNA transcript (SSU-rRNA, 5.8S rRNA, LSU-rRNA).